AUGCCCCAGGAUGGAUUCCAUUCGAUAUUUGAGCGUAUAGAUGAGCUCUCUAAGUAUCUACGAGUACGCAGCCGCAUGUACUGGACCCCAGGCCCUCACCUUGCCGUCGAUGAAACAAUACAGAGGUUCAUGGGACGGGCUAGCGAAAUUGUCAACAUUCCAUCUAAACCAACGCCGGAGGGGUUUAAAAUAUGGGUUCUUGCUAAUCAAGGCUACGUUCUCGAUUGGCUAUGGCAU
Mytilinidion resinicola is the source of this 237-nucleotide messenger RNA. Its product is annotated as pea pathogenicity protein. The annotation marks the transcript as partial. The transcript has a single exon. NCBI's taxonomy places the organism in Eukaryota, Fungi, Ascomycota, Dothideomycetes, Mytilinidiales, Mytilinidiaceae. The record is from RefSeq and is a predicted model, not a curated record.